GGAUGGUCCAGAACGUCAAAUCGCUGUGGAGGGGCGUUGGUGGCUGAGUUUUACUGUUUUACAAUAUAUAUAUAGCCAUGUAACCUUUCGUAUUUACCCUAUUGUAUAAGGGGUUUCCUGCAUAUAUUCCACACCUGUACAUGUAUAUAUAUACUGGCCUAUGGCCUCCUGGAAAUACAAGUUGCAUAUUUCCUAACAUGGUAUUAGAGCUAGGUCAAUUUUUUGCAUGCUGCAACUCGUGCCAUUGAUCCGUUCCUGCCGCCGGCCGCUGGGUUUUCAUCUGCCCGCCUCGCCCCGUGGUCUUCCUCUGUCCCUCCCGAUCGAUCCGAUCGCGUUGAGCCGCCGUCUUCCGUUCCCUCACCAGGUCUCCUGAUCGAACCGAUCGCUCUGCCCCGCCCCGCAGUCGGGCCUUGGGCCUCUGGUCGCCAUCGCCCCGCAGUCGGGCCUCUCCCGAUCGCGCUCGCCCGGGCCUCUCCCGAUCGAUCGCUCCAGUCACCAGAUCGCCCCGCCACCAACCCUCUGGAUCGAUCGCGCUCGUGCACUCCUGGUUCGCUCCAGCCACCAGAUCGCCCUGCCACCAACCCUCUGGAUCGCCUUCUGCUCUGGAGCGGCGGCCACCAGCUGCCGAUUUUCGCCGCCCUUGCCGGAUUCUGCCGCUGAUCUCCGUCGUUCUGCUGCUGGUUGUGUCUUCGUACGCUACCUCACGACCGAAAGCUGCUGUCGCCUGCUUGUUGACGAAAAAAAAAUGUCUACACCGUCAGGCUAUGUCGCAGUUCCUUGCUGUCCGGUGAUCUUUGAUGGCACUAACUACAUGGAGUUUGUUGGUUUCAUGCGCAUUCAUAUGCGUGGCAUUCAUCUUUGGGGCGUUCUUUCUGGCGAGGUCCGUUGUCCGCCUUGUUCGGUUGCACCUGUGCCCCCUACUCCGCCGACGCCACCGGUUAUUGUUGCCGAUGCUGAUCAAGUUGCGAAGGAUGCAGCUAAGCUUGCAGAUGACACUGCCAUACAUGCUUAUGAUGAGCAGGUUUCGACUUAUGAGGAGGCUCUUCAGACUUCAUAUGAGGCUCUUUCUGCUUACACUCAGUGGCUUGAUCAGGAUGCCCGUGCCGCAACUGUUCUCACUGCUAGUGUUCUGCCUCAGUUUGCCUCUGAGUACUUGGGGCUCCCUACCGUAUCUGAGAUGUGGACCCGUCUUCGUCAGCGCUAUCAGCCCUCUGGUGAUGCCUUAUAUCUGUCUGUGGUCCGGCAGGAACAUGCUCUUUAGCAGGGUGACUCCAGUGUUGACGAUUUCUAUGCACAGAGUUCUGCUAUCUGGCGUCAGCUUGAUUCUCUCCGCACUGCUGGUUGUCGUACUUGUCAGUGUUGCCAGGCUGUGCGGGCUGAUUUGGAGUUUCAUCGUGUCUACGAGUUCUUAUCUCGGCUCCGUAAGGAGUUUGAGCCCCGGCGUGCUCAGUUGUUUGCUCGUGGUCGUAUCUCCCUCAUGGAAGCGCUUUCUGAGAUUUGUGCCGAGGAGACUCGCCUACGUGGUGCUGGUCUACUUGAGGUUCCCUCUGUGCUCGCUGCUCGAGUUCCUAUUAUGUCGCCUGUUGCACCGACCCCAUCCCGCUCCAGUGCUCCUCCGCUCUUACCUACUCCUACGGGCGGCCAGGGUCGGUCUCGUCCUCACUGCGGCUACUGCAAUAUGGAUGGUCAUGUUGAGUAUCAGUGCUUCCAGAAGAAGAAACACCUGCGUAAGGCGCGAUCAUCAGCUUCAGGGACUUCUUCUUCUACUUCGACAUCUUCAGCCACCGCCUUGACUGAGCAGGAUAUUCCGCGACUUAAGCGUCUGCUUACUGCUUCUGGUUCUCCUUCGACGGGUACUGCAGCUUCUGUGGCUGAUGCUUCCCGCACCGAGCAACCACCCUCUACACAGUUAGGAUCGUCGAACGCACACUUUGGUUGGGGCUGGCCCUCGCCGCUGUGACUCUCAGGGUCUUUGGGAGCUAGACUGGCUUCAUGUUCCUUCCGCUGCCACCACUAUCGCCAGUCCAUCCGCUUCUGUCGCUUCAGCUACCGGCUCCUUCCAGCAGUGGCAUCAUCGACUUGGUCAUCUUUGUGGGUCUCGCUUGUCGUCAUUAGUUCGUCGAGGUCUUCUGGGGUCUGUCUCAGGAGAUGUCUCUUUAGAGUGUCAGGGUUGUAGACUCGGCAAACAGAUUCAGUUACCUUAUCCUACUAGUGAGUCGGUGUCUCAGCGUCCUUUUGAUUUAGUCCAUUCUGAUGUAUGGGGUCCGGCACCCUUCGCUUUGAAAGGGGGCCAUCGAUACUAUAUUAUUUUUAUAGAUGAUUUCUCUCGUUACACUUGGCUUUAUUUUAUGACUUCUCGCAGUGAGGUUCUUUCCAUCUAUAAGCGUUUUGCUGCCAUGGUUCACACUCAGUUCUCUUCGCCUAUUUGUGUGUUCCGUGCUGACUCCGCUGGCGAGUAUAUUUCCAAGAUGUUGCGUGGUGUUCUUGCUGAGCAGGGCACUCUUCCUCAGUUCUCUUGUCCUGGUGCUCAUGCUCAGAAUGGCGUGGCUGAGCGAAAGCAUCGCCACCUUCUUGAGACGGCUCGUGCGUUGAUGAUCGCCGCUUCUCUUCCACCUCAUUUUUGGGCCGAGGCUAUCUUCACCUCCACCUAUCUCAUCAACCUUCAGCCGUCCGCUGCUCUCCAGGGUGGUGUUCCUUUCGAGCGUCUCUUUGAUCAUUCUCCUGAUUAUUCGAUGCUUCGCUUGUUUGGUUGUGUUUGCUAUGUUCUUCUUGCCCCUCGCGAACGCACCAAACUGACCGCUCAGUCUGUUGAGUGUGUUUUCUUAGGCU
This is a messenger RNA of Triticum dicoccoides, 2829 nucleotides long. RefSeq lists its product as uncharacterized. The transcript has 2 exons. Lineage: Eukaryota; Viridiplantae; Streptophyta; Magnoliopsida; Poales; Poaceae. Bases 798 to 1793 code for a protein of 331 amino acids. The record is from RefSeq and is a predicted model, not a curated record.